This is a messenger RNA of Caenorhabditis auriculariae, 11127 nucleotides long. Lineage: Eukaryota; Metazoa; Nematoda; Chromadorea; Rhabditida; Rhabditidae. The record is from the annotation of a GenBank genome assembly.
AUGGAGUAUUUUUUACGACUCGAAGAAAUUUUUCUCGGGUAAGGCUUGCAUUUAGUCGAUUUACAACAUGGUGCUGGAUAUUUGGAGGCACAGAAGUCGGGCAUGACCUGAAAACAGCUUUUCUCAAUUUUUAUGCGUUCCGUUAAAAGUCUCCUCACCAGAUAAUAUGGAAAAAAUUCUCAUUUACUCUUUUUAUAUGACAUUGAGGAAUAAAAUACUGAAAAUAAAGAAUAAUAAUCAGCUAUAUCAUCAAAAUAACGGUUAUGUUUCAGCGACAAUGAAUUUCCUGAGUUGGGCAAAGGAGUAGGACGAAAGGAGAAGGGAAGGAGGAACGCCGCGGCCGACCGCCACGCGCGGCACAUGGCCGACGCCGGGGUCGUCGUCAAGUCGAUCGACGACCCAAAUCACGUCCUCGGCAAGGUAAUAUCCCCACUGACGAGUCUAUACCAAAAUUAAAAAAAAGAAUUCAAAUUUUUGGAGUUAAGAAAAGUUGAUAUUUCAAAAUUGAGCAUGAAAUAAUUCGCUGUUUUUUUGCAGAGACGUAAGGCCCGUCUUCUGUCCGAAGGAACCGACGGCAUGGUCGGCCAUGUGCCUUAUUCCAUCAACCGCAAUAACCGUUGGAACGAGGUGAAUGGUUAUCGAAGAAAAAAGGCUGAAUUAUCACUUAAGUGACCUUUUUCCUUGACUUUUUUUAUCAAAAAAAGUUAAAAAAAAUCUCGAUGUUUUUGUAACUUCUUGAGCUUUCAGAGAAGGAAGUGUUUGGAAAAAGAAGGUUUUUUUCAGAACGAGAUGAAUAAAAGGCCGAUAAAAAGGUCCUUUUUCUUGAAAAAUUAGCUUGGAAGAAGCUUCUUGCAUCUUUUAGGUACUUAAAAAAAUCUUUUUUCUUCUUCCAAGGUUUCUAAAAGGUUAUUUUCUUGGAAAGAGGAGACCUUUCGUGAAAAAAGUAAGAAAAAGAAGCUUGUCAAAAGCUCUUUGCACCCUUUAAGGAAUUAGAAGGAUUUUUUUCUCAUUUCAACUCCCUUAAAUGGUCACUUGGGCUUUUUUUUUUCUUAAGCCCAUUUACCACAUGCUUUUGAAGGAUUUGAAAAUACCAACUUUGUUUUCUUCAUUUUAUUUAUUUUUCAUUGAUUUUUCAAAAAGUUUAUGAGAUGAAAGUUUGCAGAUCUGUCCAUCGGUGAUCCUCAACGGCUCGGACGAGUCCGAAGUGCCCGUGGCGGUCGUCGAGUGCGCCAUCACGUCCAAAGGUCCGACCGAUUCAUCAUUUUGGCUCUUUUCAAAAGAGAAACUGCCGUUGAAAAGAAAGAAGUUCAUCUUUUUUCCAGGAACGUCGUCGAACGUCGCGGCAUUGCACGAGGCCAACGACGACGGCGACGUGGACACAAUCACCGCCGGCGGCAAAGGAACUAAUGUCAACAUUUUCGUCUGAACUUGAAAUUUGACUUUGAAAUUUGUUGCACUACAUAAUUUGAAUCCAAAGCGUUAUUUGAGGGAUGAAUACUGAUAUUUUAGAUGAUGAAGGUCUACGAAAAAAAAAUUUAGUGUGCUGUUUCACUCAAAACUUUGAUUCACAAGGAUUAUUUUCAUGAUUUUUUACGGAUAUUCGGAUGUAAAAGUUCACAUAAUAAACUCACCCUUUAAAAAAAAAGAGUCCAAAGCACUAUUUGAAGAACUAUUUCCUAGUCUAGGAAGAAAAAAGCUUUCAAAAUAGAUUUUUCUGAGCCUUUCUACUUAAAUUUUGGACUCCAAUGACUUAUUUGAGGGACGGUUAUUGAAUUUUAGUUGGGAAAGAGGUUCCUUCAAAGUAAAAAAUAAUUUUGUGUCAUGCAGAAAACCUCCAGUUAUGGUUUAUUUUCUUGUCGACUUCAAAAUUUGAACGAAACUUUUAAAAAUCCUAAGUUCCUUCUAGCUCUUUUCUGUGAUAAUAUUUUAUUUCUACUGAGUUUCUGAAAAACAAAAGAACAAUUUUCAGUUGAACACCUUGAGGGCCGGCGUCGGCAAGAGAACUCGUGGCGCCAAGGCGCGAAAGGAGGCCAGAAUCGCUAAAAUGGUGAGUGGAAAAGUUCGAAAAUAAAUUUGAAAUAGAAACACUUGAAAUAGGUACAGUACUGGCCAUAAAGGUAUUUCAAAGUGGUUAUUCGAGCAUAACUUCUCUGAAAGUGGCUCAAAUGACUUGAAACUUUGCAAAAAUUUCAAAUAGCUACGCAGUAACUUUUUCUCAAAAAAAAACACUUGUUUGCUCAAGUCAGACCGGAUUUGAGAGCAAAAAACCAAAAAUCGUGAAAAUCAAGAUUUUUUUCUCUUGAGAUUCGAAAAAAAUCAUAUCUUCAAAAGAAACUUCGUUUUUCGAACCAGAAACUUUUUUUCCCCAGUAAAACAAGUCUUCGGCUUUCCAAAAAAACCUAAUCAGCCCCUCACCAACCCGAUAGUAAGAGCGUAGUGACUUUUUCUUCGGAAGGCCUUUGCGUUUUGACGCCUCGUCAUUCAGAUGGACUAUACGAGGUCAUUUUUGUUUGAGGACACCCUGUAUCAUGUUGAAAAACUUUGAAACACCCUCAAAAAAAGUUUAACACUGAUUUCUUAAGCUUUCUCACUUUAUCUGCUCUCCAGAACUCACUAACUUCACUAGGACCGAUUUUGAAACCUCUGAUUUGAACAGUUUUUCUGGACUUUCGGGCGUUCAAAAUAGUUUUUAUCUGGUCAAUCGCUUUUAAAUCGUGAAUUUGAAAAUAAUUAAUGGCUAAAUUUCAGGCUCCUACAUCCUGAAGACUGCUAAAUUUUUUGCUGAAGCAUUAGUUUCACAAGAUCAAAAAAACUUAUUUUUCCCAUAAAGUUUAAAGAAACUUUUUUUACAGUGCCUAUCUUUGAUCUGAGAGCUAGAAAAAAAGGAGUUACAAACUUAUCUCAUGAUCUAAAACAAUUAAAAAAAUAUGAAAAAAAGGGGUUUUUUUAUCAUCUUCCACAAGAUUUGGAGCCCUCUAAGCAACACUUGCUGAAACGAAGUUUUGAGAACUUUAAGAAACUCAUUAUAACUCACUAUAUCUUUUUGAGUAAGUAAGCAAAAACACAGUGGGUCUUCUUUUUAUUUUUUUAUUCAUCGAGGUUCUAAAGAAGCUCUGAAAUCUGAAAUGAGAAAUCGAGAAUGUUCUGAUUUUUGAAAAAAAGGAGCAUAACCGCUUCAAAUCAGAGGUUUCAAAAAAACGGUCCUAGUGAAGUUAGUGAGUUCUGGAGAGCAGAUAAAGUGAGAAAGCUUAAGAAAUCAGUGUUAAACUUUUUUUGAGGGUGUUUCGAAGUUUUUCAACAUGAUACAGGGUGUCCUCAAACAAAAAAAUGACCUCGUAUAGUCCAUCUGAAUGACGAGGCGUCAAAAACGCAAAAGGCCUUCCGAAGAAAAAGUCACUACGCUCUUACUAUCGGGUUGGUGAGGGGCUGAUUAGGUUUUUUUGGAAAGCCGAAGACUUGUUUUACUGGGGGAAAAAAAGUUUCUGGUUCGAAAACGAAGUUUCUUUGAAGAUAUGAUUUUUUUCGAAUCUCAAGAGAAAAAAAUCUUGAUUUUUCACGAUUUUUUUGGUUUUUGCUCUCAAAUUCGGUCUGACUUGAGCAAACAAGUGUUUUUUGGGAAAAAAAGUUACUGCGUAGCUAUUUGAAAUUUUUGCAAAGUUUCAAGUCAUUUGAGCCACUUUCAGAGAAGUUAUGCUCGAAUAACCACUUUGAAAUACCUUUAUGGCCAGUACUGUAUAAGGAGUCUGAAGCAAGUGGAUUCAACUCAUCACGGCUUCAGGGAUAAACUUUUUCCAAAAGUAUUUUUUUAAAUUUUUGCUGAGGUUUUUCGAAACGUAUAGACCUGAAAACGUCCGAAUUUCUACGAUGCCCUGUUUUCAGUCUCAUUAUAGAACGAAAACAGAAUAGGUUCUUUUGAAAAUCAUAUCAAGAAUUUGAGAACCGUCUAUCACCAAAAAAAAAACGAUUUCGAAACUUUCUCAAAGCUUUUUAAAAAUCCGGGAACGAUGUGAAAUUAAAGAAAAAAACCGUUAUUUGAAGUCAUUUGCUCCUUUUAUCAAGAUUUAUUUUGAGAUGCAAGAACUCGGAGACCCGGAAGUCGAGGCCGAAAAAGAGGAGGCCGAAGAACAAGGACCUCGUGUACAGUACACCAUCUACAAGCCACAUCAGAAUCACCGCGUCUUGGCCGGAAAACUUUUCAGCCGAAGUCUGAAACUUUUUCUUUCUUGAGAAGAUGAAGACCAUAUUCUGUAGAGUACAACAUCCGGAACGCGGGUCGGGCUCGCGUCCAGAAGAAGUUCGACUUGGAAGACGUCGAGGGCUGCGAUUUGGAGACGUCCGUCCACGUCGAGGACGACGUCUACAAGCCGAGUCGCGACAUGAAGUCAGUGGACAGAUAAUGAAUGGGGGAGGAAGAAAAUUGAAAUGAAUCUUCGACGCCAGAAGCUCCUAAAGCUAGAGAGCACUCGUAAACAAGAGAGCGGUUAGAGAAAGAAGUAAAGAAAAAGCCUGCCCUCUCAUUUUUUAACGCUCUCUAACCGUAAAAUUUACGUAGGCUUGUUCAUUUUUAACGUAAAUUCCAUGUUAUGUGGUGACGCUUCGGAUUAAAAAUUCACUAUUUUUGGGUUAUCAUCAUUUUUUUCUGCUUCUUCAAUUGUGAUCAGAAAUUUUUUUGUGGCAUCAGAAAAAGUUGAUGGAAUAAUGAACCUGUAAAGUAUAAAAAAACUUUUUGGAAAAUAUAAAAUUGAAAUUUUUUUGGUUAAUUAUGAGUGGAAUAAAUAGGUCAGAGUCAUAAUUUCUAUGACAAAGAAUUAAAAAAAGUUGAGACCUAAUAAAAAAAGGAAAAUUCUUGAAACUGGGAUGAUCAAAAGAUAAGCUCGGAAAAAAAGCGAAAAUUUGAAAUUUUUUGAAGUCAAAAAAAGAGCGAUCGAAAUUUUAAUUUUGGUUUUUUUCAAGCUGUUAAAAUCACAAAAAAGUGAAUGAAAAGCUAUAAAAUGUAUAUUCUUAAAGAUUAUCUGUACAGUUUUUCAUUCAUUUCCCAUUCAGGUUUGUACUCACAGAACCCCAUUUUUCCUCAGAUUCUGCCUCGGCGACUACAUAACCGGAAAGAGCAAGUCGACGGUCUUCGUCCGACGUCAGAGCAUCGAAAGUCAACCUUCCGACCAAACUGUAAAUUACCCAGGAAAUAAAAAUAAAUAAGGACUCUCAGGACCAACUGGAAGACACUCCGAAGCCCUUCGACCUCUUGGACAUCUCCGAGUACGUCAGAGCCCCCCAAACUUUCAACUGGUACGAGAUCAACACCGCCAAAUGGACCGACUUCAACUUCGCUCUGGAGGUUCGAAAGACUCGGGAGCCUGGGAAAUCUCUGAUCUUUUCAGUUCAAAGAUCUGGAAGAAGACGAGAACCUCGACGUCAUCUGGGUGGAUCUCGAGGGACGGCAGGUUAUCGUGGAUGCGUCGGCCGCCUUGUCGGAGGAGGAAAAGAAAUUCGGCGAGCUCUCGCUGAUGCUCGUCUUCGAACGGUCCCUCGUCAAGCCCAGCAUCACCAAGUCCGUUCUCAUGCUUCAUGCACUUGAAAAUUGAACGUCUUUUUUUUUUAGUUUGUUGGGGCUUUUUUGAAACUCCUAAUGAUUUUUGAGGGUACCAGAUGGUUCUUUAUGGAAAAAAAAAUCGUUAAAAAAAAACAUCCAUAGCCAAAAUAUUAAACUGUGCCGCGUCCGAAGUAGUUUCGGCGACUCCGAAAUGGACGCAUUAUUCGUUUAAAAUAUUCCCGCGAAAUUGGGAUUUCAAGAGCUGUUAGGAAAAUUGGGUCUCACAAUGAAAUGCCGACUUUAAAAGCUCGAAAUCAAAAAUUUUUUUGUUAAAAAUUUUUUUCAAAAAGGAUUUUUGUUGGAUACCUACGGCGCUUUGAGGUUUUUUUAUACCAUUUUUUUGGACCAUUUAAAAAUGGGCCUUGUAAUGAUAAAGAAGGAAAAAACUAUUUAUUUGGUGAAAGACUACGACCCUUCAUGUACCAAGCUAUUUUCUGUUUGAUGUAACAAGAUUUUCCAUUUUUAUUAAUUUUUAUCAUUCGAUCAGUUUAUUUCCGCAACAUCGGGAUGGUAUGGUGAUGUUGCAGGGAGGGAAAAAGACCACUAGGUGGAUUAACUAACCCCACCUCUAAAGAAAAAAAAUUUGUGUGUGAGAGAAGAAACAUAGAAGCAUAAUAAGUAGAUAUUUAAACCAAGUUGAUUAUGGCACAAAUCCGUGAACUCUUAUUGUUUGCCUUUUAUCAAAAAAUUCGCAGGCUUCUCGUCAAUUCCUCGAUCGAAAUCGACGAUCGCCAUAAGGCUGGCGAACGAUUCGCGGCGUCGCUGACCGCAGCCAAAUCGUUCAAAGAAGUUGUCGCCGUCGCGACGACAGCGUUCGCCGAGUGGCGUCUCAGGUUCCGCCGCGACUCUCAGAAUAUCCUUGAAAAAGUUCGCUUUGCAGCGAUCAUCGCUCCCAGAGGUCCCUCAGAAACGCUGAUAAGAAGGUCUUGACGAACUACACGGCCUAUCUGCUCGCCGAAAACUCGCAGUUCAUGGCCAAAACGGUACUUAUAACAAAGAAGUUGAAAGAAAGUUAUCUUACUUCUACAUAACUUUCCUUGCAACGGAGAAAUUUGAUUUCAGGCGAAAACUCUGACGACGAAAAGGCAAAUGUCGCUGAUCAAAAACAACGAAUGCGUCUUGGCGGACGAGUCUUUCGAGAGAAUCGAAACGGAUUCUUGCGAGUAUCCGAGUGACGACGAGGAAGACGCAGACGCCGUCGUCCCUCAGAUGGUCAACAUGGUGAGGGAGUUUAGGGAGGCAUUGGAAAAGUUGGGGAUCACUCCAGAACGAUUAUAGAAUGAGAUAUAGCCACCGCGUUUGAUUCAAAAUUCAGCCUCCCAGCAUAAGGUCUUUGAUUGCACACUCGUAAAAAGUAGAAAUUUUUUGGUUUUUUCCUGACCUACGUAGAGAAACUUGUAGGAGAAAUAAGAGAGGUACAAAAGAGGGUAGCUUGAACUUUUGAUAAAGGUUUGAGAAAAGGUACUUUAAGGUAUCCAAAUCUCAACAAAUCAAUUGAAAAAAACCUGUCAAUCUGCCUUAUAGUCGAUGAGGCCGUCUCAAAGUUUACACGCUGAAAAUUAAUUAAAAAAAGUUUAUUUUUUGGCAGUACUUUUCCGGAAAGUUUUUCAUGAGCAGUUUUUGGCCAAAAUGAUAAAGACCAAAAAAAACGUGCCCUUGGAGUUUUAAAUUUCAUUAUUUCAUAGGUUUACAAAAUAACUCCAUUGAAACAUUUUUUAAACCUUGUUUUUUUGCGGCCAAAAUACAUCGAAACUUUGCAGGAAAAACUUGAAAUUCGUUUUUUAAACUAUCAUGCUCGAUUUCACGAUUGAAAAUUUCUUCGAUUCAAUUGAAAAAAUCGCAGAAGUGCGACCGUUGUUCGAAGGCGUCGAUCGACGAUUUGUUCGAACUGGACGACUGCUGGCGUUGCCGCAGUUGCCUCAACACCGAAAUCGUCCACAAAAUCCGCGCCGGCGUUUUUCCUCUCGAUAUUCCGGUCCUUUGAACAUCAAUUCCCAAUAAUAUACCCGUUUUUCAGUUCAUGGUAAACUCGUCGGAAUUCGACUCUUUGCCGGCCAUCAUUCCGCUUCCUUUGCUCAAGUUUUACAUCAAGGUAGGGUUGGAGAAGAUGACUAUCAAAAUUGUAAAGGUAUUUUUCAGUCAACGGCUUGCGAACUGAUUGCCAAUAGCGACGACGAAAUCGGCGACAUCCAUGACUGUCCGUCGUGCAGACACAUGUGUCUUGUCCCCAGACCAAAUGGUAAACAUUCGAAGAAAAGAUCCGAGCUUCAGGAACUUUUCGUACUUUUCAAUAUUUUUAAACAUGGAACUACUGGGUAAAUUCUUAGUGGCCAUAUAGAGGCUCGCCAAGGACUACUUGGAGAGGACACUAAAGUGGUCACUAAACCCACCUCUAUAGAGGCAACUAUUUUCCGUUUUAGUGGCCACUUCAGUAGUUUUUCAUCCAGUAUCCCUUCCAGUAACUCUAAUAAUUUUAAAACCGGUUGGACCACUUAUGUUGAUCAAUUGACCCCUAAAGUGGCCACUGAAAUUUUUAGUGGUCUGGUAGUAGCACUUAGACCUCUAAAAUGGCCAGUAAUUUUUAACCCCUUAAAUGGCCGCUAAUUUGACUACUAUAGUGGCCACUAAAACGUCAAAACCCUAUAGGGGCCACUAAAAAAAAUUUCAGUUGUUACAACGAAGGUUUUUUGACUUUUCUCCUGAGAUUCUAACUGAAAAACCGGUCAGAACACUUGGGAAAUUCAGAGUGAUCCCUAUAGGGGCAAAGGGGCUUGAAGAAUCUACUUUAGAGACCACUUCACCAAUCCUAUAGGGGCCCCUAAAGCUUUCAAAGGUGGUCCCUAUAGGGUUUUAGUCUCCAGGAAUCUUCAGAAAAAUUCUGAUUUUGAAGAGUUUUUUCAACUCCUUUCUCAUUUUUUGAGGUCUUCGAACUUCAAAAGGCAUAUGUGCAGUAAAAAUAAGGUUUCAGAAGAAUUUUCCCUUCUGUAGAGCACUUUAUUUCGUGUCGAACGGUGUACUUGAAAACGUACAGAAGUUCUUAUUUUCGAAGAAAAAAAAAUAAUUCAAACCUAGAACGAUCAAAGUCGAUUCAAAGUGUUCAACUUGCAGAGUUCAACACGUGCUCGUGCUCUUCGUGCGGCAUCCACUGGUGUACGAGUUGCUUGGGCGCGCCUCAUUGGCCGAUGCCUUGUGACCAGUUCCCGGCCUGGUCCAAGAUCCUUUUCGGUGAUUCCCGUUUCCUCAAUGAUUAUCAAUGUUUCACUGGAAAUUUUUAAGUGAAGCUUAAAGGGAAAAAGCUCCUUUUUAAGAAAAAAUCGAAUAGGAUCUUGAAAAUCAAAUAUGAAAGAUGCCAGAAAACGAUAAAAAAAUUGAAAGACAUGUUUUUAUUAUAUCCAAAAAAUGCUAGCGUCGUUUUUGGUUAUAGGUUUUUGCUCAAAAUAAAGUUUUCUGAAGUGAAUUGAUACGAUUUGAUUUGAUUGAAUAUAAUCAAAGACUACGAUUCCAGAUGACGUUUGCGGCUACCGUUCGAUGAAGAGGGAAUUCUCCGACGUUAGUUCAAAAUUGAACGAAGCCAAAAAUCUUUUCAUUCCCAGGCCUGCGCCGAGGCCUACAACACUCGUUGCACCUUGCUCAAAAGCCUCGCUUUCGACAAAAAUGUCCGCAGAAACCUGAAGACUCUGAAAGUGUCCAGCGUUGAGAAGGUCCGCGAGCUCCGCAAAACGGUUCGUGUCGGGCUCUAUGAUUUUUUUAAAGAUCAUAUCUGAUUUAUUCAUUUAUUUUACUCGAACAGAAAAAUAAAAAUUACAGAAAAGGAGGCUUUUUUCGGAAGUAUUCAUAGUUGACUAGGAAACAUUACUGUUUCGGUAGAGAUUUAAUAAAAUAGAGAAAAAAAAGGUGUUUCGAUUCUUUUCUUAAGUUUCACACGGCUGUAAUGGAAUAGGUUCAAGAACUUUAUUUUGAGUUGAAAUAUGACCGUUUUCGAAGUAAUUCCGCAUAAUUCAAAACUGUCGUUAGAGAUAGAGAAAGAUAACUAAGUUUUGGAGAGUCAGAGAUAGUUGUGGAUUAAAAGAAAUCACUUUGAACAAGCCUUGAAAUUGAAGGUAUAGUCGUUUCUGCUGUUUUAUUGAAUUAUUUCAGAGAAGAAGUAAGUCUGUACAGGCUGAUUGGAAAUAGUGUGGAAAUGGUGUAGAAUCAGACAAAGUCAGAAAAGAUAAAAAAUUUUUUUGCUCACAGCUUCCUUGUGUGGAGCUCAGUCUUUUUGAAUUUUUACGGAGCUGCCUUUUUUUGCGAGCUGAAUUUCCACCAGAAUUUUACAAAUGACAGUCAUAACAACUCCAGAAAGUUUCAGAGAGAUUAGACUCAAUACAAAAAAAUUAUGAUAAAAAGGCGUUUUUUUUAUAUAUUUUCUGAAGGAACUGUACGUAUAUUUGCGUCGCAUAUCAGCCAUAAAUGGGCUGACAGGACGAUUUUUUUUCUCCAAAAGAUUUUUACUUUUUCGAAAUAAUUUACGAUGAAUGAAUGCCAGGUGACGCUCAUCGUGCAGAACGGCCUCGGAUUCGUAUAUAUGUCGAAGAAAUGUGACGAGCUCGGCGACAUCAAACAGUCGCUGAUGCAGCUUUCGGACAUGUGGCGGGAAGCGGAAAGCUCGCUCAAGAGAGUCGAGUCAGUUUUGUUCAAGAUUCUGAUUUGGCUGAUCUAUUUAGCUGAAAGAAGCACAAUAUCUUAUGAUAUCUAAUAAUGGAAGCAGGAAAUCAGAAAUGAAGGAAGGAAUACAAAUUUGAUAGGAGCGAUAAAUUCAGAGUGUGUCCAGAAUUUAAGAAAAUGAAUAUAGUGCGUUCCGGUCACGAGACGAUCACGUUCUAAAAGAACAGAAUAAAAAUAAAAAAAAUCUUCCACAAAUAAAAACUUUUCUUUACAAACCUGCUAAAAAACACCAAAAAAUAAGGGUCCUGAAGCGAAAAUUCUCAAUUUGGAUCUAAUUUAUUAUACGAUAUUUUUUUGCGGAAAGAAACACGUGUCCAAUUGGCGCGAAACAGGUCUGAUUUGAACGAACUGCGUUUUAAAGGAAUAGAAAAUCUUUUGAAAAACAAAUCUUUCAAGAAUUGUGGCCGAAAUGAAAUUUCGAAGUUUCGUUUCAAGUAGGAGAAAUUUGAAGAAAAAUUUUCGAAUCGUUUCCUAGUUGGAGAUAUAAGUUAAAUUGAGAAAGCUGAAUAUCGUAUCGGUUCCAAUAAUUGAAACAUGAAAUCAGAGAUUCUUGGACUUUCGAACUGAUUAAUAAAAAAAAGUUUGAGCUCGAAGGAUAUUGAAAGUGAAUGCAGAAGGUUAUGCUUGAACCUUUUCCGGUCAGGAAAAAUCAAAGAUAUAUUAAAUCCAUAUUAAAAUCAGAAAUUUUCGGAAAGUUUUUUUAUACACUGAAACUGAAGAAAUUUCAAAGCGUUGACUGAAAAUAUUAUUGCAGUGAAACUUUCGGAGCUCAAAUCGAAAAGAUCGAAAAAGCUCUGGCCGCCGCUUUCGUCACCAUCAAGAAGCACAUCUAG